Molecule: messenger RNA, 963 nt
Organism: Dreissena polymorpha
Lineage: Eukaryota; Metazoa; Mollusca; Bivalvia; Myida; Dreissenidae
Product: putative nuclease HARBI1
Exons: 5
Coding region: 1-963 (320 amino acids)
Source: RefSeq, a predicted model, not a curated record
AUGGCUGACUUUGACAUACCGAACGCUAGACGACCAAGACAAUUUCGACGAAUAGACAGAUUUACGGAAACUGACGACCCUGAAGAAAUACGACGACGAUUUAGAUUUACACAUUACAGCAUUGACCGCAUAGAACGACUGAUCGGACAUAGACUUGAGAGACCAACUGGACGGAAUCAACCCUUGACACCGAGGCAGCAAAUAUUGAUAACACUGAGAUUUUUUGCUUCUGGAAAUUUUUUGCAAUUAAUAGGGGAUACUUUUGGGGUGGACAUUGCCACGGUUUCAAGGGUAGUGACCAGAGUAACUGACGAACUGUGUGACCUGAAAGACCAAACAAUUAAAUUCCCGACGACGGACAGACAUAAAUCAAUUAUUAAACAGAAUUUUUUCAAAAUCGCUGGAUUUCCGUCUGUAAUUGCGGCGAUCGACGGAACACACGUUCGCAUCAUUGCUCCCCAUGAACACGAGGAGCAAUAUGUGAACAGAAAGCACUAUCACAGUGUCAAUGUACAGGCAACGUGCGACCAUCGAGGUGUAUUCACCAGCAUAAAUGCCACAUGGCCUGGAAGUACUCAUGAUGCUCAUGUUUUCAGAACCUCAGUACUGUCUGAUUAUUUGGAAGCCCAUCAUCAUGGUUUGGAGGAUGGAAUUGUGUUGGGGGACAGUGCCUACCCAUGCAGGAAGUUUCUCAUGACACCUUACCUGCAUCCUGCACAGAUGUUCAAUGACGCACAUGCAAAGACAAGAAAUGUUAUCGAAAGAGCAUUCGGUGUACUGAAGCGGAGGUUUCAUGUCCUUCAUGGAGAGGCAUGGGGUGAGAGGGAGGCGUUCCCAGAGGAAGAAGACCCUCAACCUCCACCACUUGUCCAGCUUGAGGGUAACCCUGACGGGCAGGCUAUCAGGGAUGCAAUAACUGCAAACAUUAUGACUAUGUGCAAUAAAUUUGUUAAAAAUAGUUAA